Lytechinus pictus (painted urchin) is the source of this 3975-nucleotide messenger RNA. Its product is annotated as transmembrane reductase CYB561D2-like. Lineage: Eukaryota; Metazoa; Echinodermata; Echinoidea; Temnopleuroida; Toxopneustidae. Bases 27 to 746 code for a protein of 239 amino acids. Gene Ontology annotation, molecular function: transmembrane monodehydroascorbate reductase activity; heme binding. The record is from RefSeq and is a predicted model, not a curated record. The transcript has 3 exons.
CCGGCCUCGGCCACUUGUGAUUACAAAUGGAAGAUCGAAGUAAGAACACGUCACAGCGACUGCCACCAAUCAUUUUGGAUCGAAAACGGAGUUGUUGGGGCAGAUUUUGUGAGAUAAUAGGCAUGGUUUCCCAUCUAGUUGCAAUUUCAUUUACAGGGUUUAUGAUAUACCUAGCGUGGCCCUUGACAAAUCUUUUUUCAUGGCACCCCAUCUUAAUGUCAAUCGCUUUUGCCUUCUUGAUGUCAGAGUCCAUCAUGUUUUUUUCAUCAGAGAGUACUCUUAUCCCUAAGAUCAAUCGUAAAAGUAAGGUCAGCUAUCAUUGGAUCACCAUGACAACAGCCAUAGCCUGUGCCCUGAUCGGAUUCGCUAUCAUCUUCAUAAACAAAGUCCUUCAUGACAAGCCUCAUUUCAAAUCAUGGCAUGGUACCAUGGGAUUGAUUGUCAUAAUUUACAUGUGCAUACAAGCUUUUGGCGGAGCGUUCCACCUUUUCCCCAAGUUUACCAGCAAGUUUGUGAAGCUGGCGGACUUGAAACUGUAUCAUGCUACAUCUGGUCUCUGCCUGUUUAUUCUUGUAAUAACAACGCUUGUACUGGCACUUUACUCCAACUGGAUGCAGCAGAAGGCAGGAGAAACAGGAUGGUACUUCCUACUCGGAUGUCUGAUGUGGUUGACUACAGUUAUUACAAACCAGGUGACGACAGAAUACCUUCCUAGGGCAUUAAAGAAGCCUUCCUCUCAAUAUUGAUAUAUUGAUUUGCAUUAUAUCGUUAACUGAAAGACCCAGAUCCAGCUAAAAGUGAAAGCUACAUAGUACAACAAUGUAAGUUUUAUGCAUAUUCUAAGUAUCACCCAGUUUUUCUAUGUAAAAACCUAUAGAAUCACAACGUUCUCAGUCUCACUACAUGACAUCAGUCUUCAGUCCGGUGGAAAGCAAAAUAUAAUUUAUUUUUUUAGCCUAUUAAUUGAAUCUAUUCUUAAUCAAAAUAGUCAGCUGAGAAGCGAUGAAAAUGCAUAAACUUUGUACUUACGUGUUUAGUAAUAACUUUAGAUAGUAUAUGCUUUUUCAGUUUCAUGUUUUGGUCUAGCCAGGGUCUUUAAAGGGGGAGUUCACCCUGAAGAAAAGUUUGUUGUAAAUAUAGCAGAAAAAAUAUUGGUUAAGUUUUGAGGAAUAUCCGUUAAAGAUUAAGAAAAUUUGGAUUUGUGACGAGCAUAUACGAGCAGCUGCCCCCUAUGUUGUCAUUAUGUCCUUGUUUAGAUUGUAUUUUAGUCCUUAUUCACUUGUGAAAUAAUGUAUCAUUUGAGUAACAGCAAAGAAAAUUUUAAAAAUGCAAAGUUUUCCUAUUUUAUCAUUUAUGAUUUAUAAUUUCAAUUAAGAUGUGAUAGUUAAUCUUUUUUUUUCAUUUUGAAAGGAUAGCCUGUAUACCUCUAGGCCUUCUUUUAACUUUGAAAUGAUCUUCUGGAAUAUUAUGUGGUAAAAGAGUGUAACACACAUGCAAGAAGUAAAAUCCCGCUCAAUCAUAUCAAGUUUGUUAUUCAACAGGAUCAUGUUGUACUACAAAUUUACAUCCUAGUUAGAUGCAUAAAACAUGUACAUUUAAAGAGUAGUUUAGUUGCAUAGAUGAACUAUUUAUGUAAUUGAAGCUGUGUUCUUGUAGACUGAAAUGCUUGAUGUACAUAUCACUGAAGCCAUUUUUAAGUGAUAUAUAUGUGCCAAUUGACUGAGCAAAUAACUGUUAAUGUAUUGUAUUUAGGGAGUCUUGGGAGUCUUUGUUCAAAUGUUCAACAAAAUAAAGCCAGUAACGUAGCUUUUUCAUUCCUUUGUCUUAUAAGUGAAUACAGAUGGACAAAAUAACAUAAAGUGCUAUAUGCAAAGGUGUGAUUAUUGUUAUCAUUUGUUACCAUUGUGAUUAUCAUCAUCUUCACGAUCGUCAUCUCCAUCAUCAUCAUCAUCCUUACCAUCAUCAUUACCAUCAUCACCAUCUUCAUCACCAUCAUUAUCAUCAUCAACAUAUAGUCAGGCAGCAUAUUUCAUGAUUUACCGGCUACUUCGAAAAAUUGGCUAAGUCUGAUUUUUCACUUUUAUGUGAUUGGUGACAUUACAAGGAACAACUUUCAACUUGGUGACAAAUUUCUAAUGGUCAUUUGUCACCAAAUUGAAAGUUGUUCCUCGUGAUGUCAGCAAUCACAUAAAAGUGAAAAAUCAGACUUAGCCAAUUUUUCGAAGUAGAUGACAUAUCCUGCCUGACUAAUAUCAGUGGAUGAAGAUAAUCCUCUAAUUGAAAAUAUUAAGUCUUGUAUAAAUGACAUUCAGAACAGGCAAGUUUUCUCCUUGUAAUCUAUCUUUAUUCAAGAUAGAGUAUUAUUAGUAGAGUUACUUGGUUAGAACAUUCUGCACAUACAUGUAGAUAAAGAUACAAGGUUUGAUGUGAGUGGUUAGGAAUCCUUAGGAUAAAUGUGAAUGUGCGUACAACCAUUGAAAUUUCUUAUAUCACUACUUGAAGGAAAUCUGAAUUAUUCAAUGUUUUCCUAUAUUUCCAUUUGAUUUAUUCUUUAUCAAUGUAUGUGAAGUAAUUGAUUUUUUUGUCUCACCUGCGAAGCAGAGUGAGACUAUAGGCGCCGCUUUUCCGACUGCAGCGUCAACACCAAAUCUUAACCGAAGGUUAAGUUUUUGAAAUGACAGCAUAACUUAGAAAGUAUAUGGACCUAGUUCAUGAAACUUAGCCAUAAGGUUAAUCAAGUAUUACUAAACAUCCUGCCUUAGUUUCAGGUCACAUGACCAAGGUCAAAAGGUCAUUUAGGGUCAAUGAAUUAAGACCAUGUUGGGGGAAUCAACAUCCAAAUCUUAACCUAAGGUUAAGUUUUUGAAAUGUCAUCAUAACUUAGAAAAUAAAUGGACCUAGUUCACGAAACUUGGACAUUCAAGUAUUACUGAACAUCCUUCUUGAGUUUCACGUCACAUGACCAAGGUCAACGGUCAUUUAGGGUCAAUGAACUUUGGCCAAAUUGGGGGUAUCUGUUGAAUUACCAUCAUAACGUUGAAAUAAUAGUAAUGAAGUAUCACUGAACAUCCUGUGCAAGUUUCAGGUCACAUGAUUAAAGGUUAAAGGUCAUUUAGGGUCAAUGAACUUUGGCUAAGUUGGGGGUAUUUGUUGUUGAAUUACCGUCAUAACUUUGAAAGUUUAUUGGUCUAGUUCAUAAAACUUGGACAUAAGAGUAAUCAAGUAUCACUGAACAUCCUGUGCGAAUUUCAGAUCACAUGACCAACAUCAAAGGUCAAUGAACUUUGGCCAUAAUGGGGGUAUCUGUUGAAUUACCAUCAUAACUUCGAAAGUUUAUGGAUCAGAUACAUGAAACUUGGACAUAAGAGUAAUCAAGUAUCUUUGAACAUCCGGUCCGAGGUUCAGGUCACAUGACCAUGGUCAAAGGUCAUUUAAGGUCAAUGUACUUUGGCCAUGUUGGGGGUAUUUGUUGAAUUACCAUCAUAUCCGUGUAAGUGUAUUGGUCUAGUUCAUAAAACGUGGACAUAAGAGUAACCAAGUAUCACUGAACAUCUUUUGCGAGUUUCAGGUCACAUGACAAAAGUCAAAGGUCAUUUUAGGUCAUUUAACUUUGGCCAUUUUAGAGGUAAUUAUUAGAUUGCUGUCAUAACUUUCAAAGUCUAUAGAUAUAGUGUAUAAAAUGUGGAUAUAGGGGUAAUCAAGUAUCACUAACAAGUUUUAGGUCACAUGAUCAAGGUCAAAUAUCAAUGAACGUAGUAUUGUAUCAUUAUAUGAAUGGUGUUUUUUGUUUAAUAAUUAUUUUAUAGUAGUUUUCAAAGUCAGCACUGCUGCUAUAUUGAAUCACGUGAUGCAGGUGAGACCGCCAGAGGCAUUCCACUCGUUAAGAAUCUGUCUCUCCCCUCGAGUGUUUCAUUACAACUCAAGUAUUUAUGAAAUAAACUAACUACUGCACCUAAUUCACUUGUUCAGUUAGUA